Messenger RNA from Girardinichthys multiradiatus, 7373 nucleotides. RefSeq names its product rho guanine nucleotide exchange factor TIAM1-like. Gene Ontology annotation, molecular function: protein binding; guanyl-nucleotide exchange factor activity. Gene Ontology annotation, biological process: activation of GTPase activity; positive regulation of axonogenesis; small GTPase-mediated signal transduction. The record is from RefSeq and is a predicted model, not a curated record. NCBI's taxonomy places the organism in Eukaryota, Metazoa, Chordata, Actinopteri, Cyprinodontiformes, Goodeidae. The transcript has 29 exons. Gene Ontology annotation, cellular component: synapse; plasma membrane; cytosol. Bases 292 to 5313 code for a protein of 1673 amino acids.
UGGUCUAGGCAUGCAAGUGGCAGCAUGUGGGAGAAUGCGCUCCAGUGUGUAGAGUGAAACACUAUGCCAGAGAUGUCUCUCUGAUGCAGGGAUUUCCCUCUUUUCUCCUACUGGCUUUGCUUUGGUAACCACAGGGAAUUAAGUGGGACACUCGCAGGAAACACAGGAAGCUUAAGUGAAGGGCAAAGUGUUUCCAGCAUUUGAGCCUGUAUGCGUCAUAUUAUUGGUGGAAGAUCAAACCCCAGUAAAGAGGGCAAGAUGGUGAUCCUGCUCCUGUAACAUAGUUGAAUCAUGGGAAAUGUGGAGAGUCAGAACGGAGACAGUGGUGUGUAUCGCAAUGGAGAGGUACACCUUUCCCGCAAACACACAUCCCGCUCACUCCGCCUCACCAACAAGAAGCUGGUCACUCGCCGGCAGAGGCACUCUUCGACCGUAAAACAGGAGCACAGAAACUCUGAGACCUCCACUCGCUCCUCCAGCACACCAAGCAUCCCACAGUCCUUGGCAGAGAGUGGUCUAGAACUUUUCAGUGGUGCAGAUGAGCAGGGAGAAUUCGGCAUUAACCCUCACUGGAAACAACGCGUCUCUAUGACAAUGAGGCCUGAGUCCUAUCAGAAUGAGGACGAGUCCUUGGCCACACCGACUCCUGAGACCUCAGAGGCAGACACUAUUGCUCAGGAUGGAGAAGAGGAUUCGAUGGGAGAGGGAGAUGUCCCUGGGGAGGAAAGAUACCUCCAGAGAAUGACUGAAGGUCCCAGAGAUGGAGGGACCUUUAAAAAGAAGCGAUCAAAGUCAGCAGACAUGUGGAGAGAAGAUAGUCUGGAGUUCUCUAUGUCUGACUUGAGCCAGGAGAAUCUCACCAGCACUGAGGAUAUAAUCGACGGAGGAGAUGAAGAGGAGGAGGAGCAGUUCACACGUCUCAGAGGAAGUGCAGGCUCCACUGAAAGAGCUUCGUCCCUAGACCAUCUGUGCAGCCAGCAGAAUCCAGACCUCAGGGGUCAGAGGAAUCGCUACAUUAAAAACCACAGAGAAGCCAACUGCAAUGGAGACGCAGAAGGCGAGGAUGGAUUGUUGUCUCCAAAGGAAGAGGACAGUGGCGGCUAUGGAGCAUUCACCCUCCCAUGUCGACGAUCUCACUGUCUUUCUGAGGGGUUGUCCGGACUGGGGAUCCCUGCCACCCCAUGCCCUGCCUUCCAGGGACGGCGUGCACAUACUACUCAGGACAUCUCGGGUGUCUUGGGGGAAGGAAGCGAGUAUGGUGACAGCGGCAUUGAUGGCGUUGCCACAGAGAUGGAUGCAGAUGGCGACCUGAUCUCCCGGCGGUGUAAAGCUAUGUCAGCCUCGUUCUCACUCUACUCGGCCACAGAGAGCAGUGUCUUUAAUGGCAGCGACAGUGGGAGCAGCAGCGCAGGCGGAGGAGAAGGAAGAGCUGCUGAGGGAUGCAGAGGAGGAGUGUAUGAGAAUUUCCGGAGGGAGUUAGACAGUCAAGUCAGGACUAAUCAAGGCAGAGAUUGCACCGAGGAGGCCGGCUCUGCUGUAAGUGAUGAGCAGAGCAGUAGCACCCUCAGCAGCGCGUAUCCAUCUGACACUGUGAUUGGCUGUGUACAAGGCACAGUCAGGAAAGCUGGAGCUUUAGCUGUGAAGAACUUCCUGGUUCAUAAGAAAAAUAAGAAGGUGGAGCUUGCAACCAAGCGCAAGUGGAAACAGUACUGGGUGUCUCUAAAAGGCUGCACCCUCUUCCUGUAUGAAUCUGAUGGCCGCUCUGUAAUUGACCAUAACAGCGUUGCUAAACAUGCCUUGUGGGUGGAGAACAGCAUCGUGCAGGCCGUGCCUGAACACCCCAAGAAAGACUAUGUCUUCUGCCUCAGCAACUCAAUGGGAGAUGCAUUUCUAUUCCAGACAUCAGGCCAAACCGAACUGGAGAACUGGAUCACAGCAAUCCACUCUGCGUGCGCCACGGCUCUUGCCCGACAGCACCACAAGGAGGACACCGUUAGGCUGCUCCGAACCGAGAUCCGCAAACUGGAGCAGAAGAUUGACAUGGACGAGAAGAUGAAGAAGAUGGGAGAUAUGCAGCUUUCCACUGUUACUGAUGCGAAGAAGAGGAAGACCAUACUGGAGCAGAUUUUCUUGUGGGAGCAGAACUUGGAGCGGUUCCACAUAGAUCUCUUCCGCUGUCGCUGCUACCUGGCCAGUCUGCAAGGCGGUGAACCUCCAAAUCCCAAACGCCUCCUGGGCUUUGCUUCCCGUCCCACCAAAAUGGCCAUGGGUCGCCUUGGCAUCUUCUCUGUGUCUUCCUUCCAUGCAUUGGUGUCUGCCCGGACUGCAGCUAGCAUAAGCAAGCGAAACCAGCCCGUGCAGCGGACCUUCAGUAAACGGCGUAGCCGCUUCUCCUCCCUCUGGGGUCUAGACACCACCUCCAGAAGAAAGACCAAAGGAAAUCCUUCAGUUCAGCAGGUGUUUAAUAAUGGGACAGAGCCUGUAAGAAAACCGUUGGAGUGCAUGUUUGAAGACUCUGCCAGUGAGAUAUCUAAAAAAACAGAAGACUCCAUGAAAACUGUUCCUCAGCAAAGCGUAGACAGUGAUAUUUGGGUUCCAGAUUACCUGAAGCCCUCCUGGGUGAGUCUGCCAAACAAUCAGCCAGUCCUGGCCAUCGUGCAGCCCGGUGAGACAACAUUGGAUGUCCUGAACAGUGUCUGCAAGACCCAUCAGAUUGAGCCCUCGGUUCACUACUUACGUGUGAAGGUGUGGGUCAACAACCAGUUGCUUUACUAUGUUCCCAAAUCUGAAGAAGAGAUCUCUGAUUUGAUCUACAAAGAGAUUGAGAUUUGCCUCAGAGCUACCAAGGUGAUUUGCUUUGACAAAGCAGAAUCUAGCACCAUCGGAUACGGCUUCACUGUGGGAGCUACAGAUGAGGAUGCUGUACAACGACUUCAUAUUACCGAAGUUAAACCAGGAGGACUGGCUUUAGCUAAAGGUUUGAAAGAAGGAGAUGAGAUUCAAUUCCUCAAUGGCAAAUCUGCCUCUGCCCUUCAGCUGGAUGAUUUGAGGGCAGCGUUUAGAGACCACAUGCUUAGCCUGAGUGUCAGCACUGUACCCCAGCAGGACCCUAAGAUGCUGUGCUUCUGCCCACCUCAUCGCUUCGAUGGAGAACAAGACACAACCACAGACAUCUUUUCCCAGAGUCAAGAGAACAUCCUGGAUGAGGUGUCAGGUUUGACUGUAGAGAGCCUAGAUGAGAGUUUGGAAGAGGGAUCUCUGUUAACCCUGCAGAGCCCCGGAGAUCAUCGUGAAGAUAGAACAUUAAUGGCAGCUGGACAGAAGAGCACGGAGCAGGUCACUGCUUUCUGCCGCAGUCUCCAUGAUUUGAAUCCCCUGGAGUGCCCAAUGUCGUCCUCCUCCUCAUCUUCUUCGUCGUCCCUGUCACCGAGCCCAGUGUCAGCAUUGGCGCCUGCUGCGGGCACCGCCACCCAGAGACAGCUUUCCCACGCAGACAAGCUACGCAAGGUCAUCAGUGAAUUAGUGGAGACGGAGAAGACGUAUGUCAAGGACCUGCACUGUCUCAUAGAGUUCUACUUGAAACCUUUACAGAAAGAGAGUUUCCUAACACAGGAUGAGCUGGAUGUUUUAUUCGGCAAUCUUGAAGAGAUGGUGGAGUUCCAGUUGGAGUUCCUGCGAACACUUGAAGAUGGAAUCAAACUGGUGCCAGAUCUGGACAGACUGGAAAGGGUGGACCAGUUUAAGAAGGUGCUGUUCUCUUUGGGUGGGUCAUUCCUGUAUUAUGCUGAUCGGUUCAAGAUCUACAGUGCUUUUUGUGCGAGCCACACAAAGGUCCCAAAAGUCCUGGCUAAAGCCAAAACUGACCCAGAGUUCAAAGCUUUCCUGGCCGAGAGAAACCCCAGACAGCAACAUUCAUCCACCCUGGAGUCUUACCUAAUCAAACCCAUCCAGAGAGUGCUGAAAUACCCGCUCCUGCUCAGGGAGCUCUACUCUCUCACCGACCCAGACAGUGAGGAGCACUACCACCUGGAUGUUGCAAUGAAGGCCAUGAACAAAGUUGCGAGUCACAUCAAUGAGAUGCAAAAGCUUCAUGAGGAGUAUGGAGCUGUUUUUGAUCAGCUCAUCAAUGAGCAGACGGCAGAUAACAAAGAGGUGCUUGAUCUCUCGAUGGGGGAUCUUCUGCUGCAUUCAACAGUGGUGUGGAUGAAUGCUCCAGCCUCUUUUGGCAAGAGCAAAAAGGACCCAGAAUUAGCUGCUUUUGUGUUCAAAACUGCAGUUGUGUUUGUCUACAAGAACUGCUCCAAGCACAGGAAAAAAAUUGGGGGAUCUCAUCGUACAUCUGUGAGUGAGGACAGGGAUCAUUUUCGCUUCCGACACAUGAUUGCAACAGACUCCCUGCAAGUCCGGACUCCUGCAAGCUCUCAAGCCACUGCAGUGUGUGAACUUGUCCACACCAGGUCUGAAUCUGAAGGAAGACCAGAAAAAACCUUUCAACUGUGCUGCAGUUCUCCAGAGAGUAAAAAGGACUUCUUAAAAGCAGUCCAGUCUAUUCUUAGGGAGAAGCAACGGCGACUGCUUCUGAAGACAAAAUCUAUGUCUCCCAAUCAGAAGUACGUCCCGUUUGGUGGCAAACGCCUGAGCGCCCUCAAAGGUGCAAGGGCUGCCAUGAACAGAGCAGCAUCUGCUCCAUCACGUACUCUGACUCGCAGAAGCCUGAUGAGGAACCGCAUCAUUAUCGAUGCUGACCUGGUUUUCCACGGCAACAACAACAGCAGUGACAAUGCCAACUUCUCCCACCACUCAUCCUAUUCUUCCUCAAACUCGCCACCCUCCCAUCACGAACCUCAUCCGUCUCACGAACUUCAGGCAGAAGACACAGAUCGUUGGGUGGAAGAGCAGUUUAACUUGGGGCGCUAUGAAGACCAGUGCGAAGGCAUCGACGACAGACAGGUGAAGGAGACGGACAUCUUGAGUGAUGACGAUGAGUACUGUGACUCUGUCCGAUCCCUUCCAGCUGAACCGGACUCCCUAGAGGCAGGGGUGGAAGGACUGAACUUGCACAGCAAAGAGGUCAACUUGAAUAGAAAGAUGGAGUCUAAAAGUGAAAUCGACAAAAGUGUGAAAGUGGACAGAACAAAGCAGAGAGAUGAUUCAGAUUCCUUCACAUCCUGCAACCUCUCUGUCUCCCGUUGUUCAAAGCUAACUCCUUUGAAGCAGCAGUGUGCUGUGGAGGGGGCCACAAGCAAUGACCACGACGUAAUCUGGGUGCGACGGGACGACUUCACUAAAGGGUGCAACAGUGAUGUUUUUUGAUGCGAAAUUGCAGGACAGGAUGAGGAAAUGAGAAACUGAGGUGUCUUCCACUUAAUACAGUACCUUGCAAAAGAGUUUUUUCCCCUUGAGGUUUUUCACAUUUGCAUUUUAUUGGGAAUUAAUGUGAUGGAACUUAAACCUCUCCACAACCUUAUCCCUGUCCUGCCUGCUGUGUUCCUUGGUCUUCGUGAUUCUGUAUCUUCACUAAUGUUCUCCAACAAACCCCUGAGGCCUUCACUGAACUGCUGCAUUUACAUAAACUAAGAUUAAAUUCUAUUUACUAAUUAGGUGACUGAUGACUAAUGGUUGCACUAGAUUUUAACAAGAGUUAUAAGAGUAAAAGAGUCUUGAUACAAAUGUCCUACUUCUCAGUGUUGUUAAUUGAAUGGAUCAUUUUCCUUCCACUUUAUAAACUAUACUUUAUGUUGUUCCUAUCACAGGGAAUCUCAAUAAAAUACGCAUGUGUGGUUAUAACAUGUUGUUAUAACAGCGAAAAACUUUAUGGGGUAUGAAAACCUUUGCAAGGUGUAAAUCAGGAUUGCAAGAAAAUGUGGGAAUAAUCAGGUACAACCUUUAAGAAAAGGUGUAUAGUCUUCUGUGAUACUAACCAGUCCAUUCAACCCCACCCAUUCUGACAACCCUAAAAUCCUGCAACAUGCACUGCUUCGUCUUGCACCCCUCAGAUUCUCACUCAGAACCGCUUUCUGUAAAACUGGGACCGAGAGCCCUCACUGUAACCAGGCACUUCACAAACAACUGGCAUUUAUCUGAAGAUGAAACCAUUGCAUGUAUGUCAAGCAGGAAGGUGUAUGUGUCUUCAUACACUGUAAGUGUACAUCGUAUGUAGACACAGGCAGCUCCUGUCCUUUCACACAUACACUGCAUGGAAGAGACAUCCUCACUGAACUGCCUCUGACCAAAAUAUCUAUUUUUAACACAGGAAUGUGGGUGGUAUAUAUUUUUCUGACUCGAAAAGCUGCGUUUGUAUUUAACCCUAAUCCUAAACCACUCCUAACGCCAACCCCCACAAGGGCUGUGUGUUACUGAUCUUCUCUGUAGGAGAUUUUGCUAAAUGGCUGCUGUAUAAAAGAGUGAGGUCCGAAAGCUUUAUUGUGCUUUUUUAAAACUGUUUUAACUUAACAUCAGCUGCACAUCACUGUAUAGUUAGAAGUAAUAAUAAUGCUGUUCACCUGUUGUACAAAAAACGUUUUGAAACUCACUUUGUCUUCAAUCAUAUCCUUUUUAGAAAUAGCUAUGAAGAGCAAAGUUUUUCAUGUUUAUUUAAUAUUGCCUUUUUGAAAAAUUUUACUGUAACUUUUUAAUGUUUACAACACAUUUAUCUGCUCAGUGUUACAAACUACUUUGUAUUUGGUGGCAGAAACGGACAUGAUAAAGCCAUUAUCUAUGCCCGUCACAGCUUUUAUUUUGUUGCUAAAAAAAAUAUCCCUCUAUUUUGGUAGUUAAUGGGUUUUUAGCUCAUUAGUAGGCCCUACACUGUAUUCAAGAAUCCCUUCAAGCUUAAAAUCCCUAAAAUACAGCCCAACCACUCCUUCCUGGUUUCUUGAAAAUUAUUAGUCCUGAGCUGCAACUUAGCUCUCCUCCUUUAGCAGAUGCAGACAACCUCUUACAUUUAACUUAUAAAAAUCCUGUCGCUGCCUGCAUCCACUUCACAAUCCUGUGAUGCUUCUCCAUUCCACCAGGUGGUGCCAUUUCACUGUCAUCACAGAAAUGUGCUCAUUGUGAGUCUUCUGUACAGUACAAGCACUUAAUACAGAACUGUGAAGAAGGAGGCUUAGCUACUCUGGUUCGUAGAAAUAAGGAAGUGGAUGGAUUUAAGACUUCAUGUUCUUAAUCUCUUUCAAAUGUUGAUGUCUCUGAUAACAGCUCACUGGUUCAUGACAUUCAGGACGGACUUGACUGUGAGGUACAAUCACCCAGCCUAGGAGGUAAACUUUGAAAAGCCCUUUGACUCCCAUCUUUGUACUUUUGAAACUGUUUGUACUUAAAACUGUGGAGCAUUAUCAUUUUUAUGUGAAAAUAAAUAAAAAAUUCUCAGUAUA